AUGGAAGAAGCUCGAUCGUCGAGUCAUCCGGAUGACAAGACGACACCGAACCCCAAUGAUACGGAGAACCAGGAGAACACGGACCCGACCACCGCGGGAGGAAUUCUUGAGUCGGCGACGACAACGACGACGACGGUAACGGCAACCGAGGGGAACAAGCAGCCGGACGCGACGGGGGACACCGGGACGCCGGCCCCAAAGAAGAGAAAGCUGUCUCCGGCGAGCAAGGAGGCUAAGCAACAGGAGAAGGAGGCGAAGGAACGACAGAAGCAGGAGGAGAAGACGAAGAAGGAAGAAGAAAAGGCGAAGAAAGAGGAAGAGAAACGUGCGAAGGAAGAGGAGAAGAAGAAGCGGGAUGCAGAACGCGAGGAAGAGCGGAAGCGAAAGGAAGAGAAGCGGAAGGCCAAGGAGGAAGAGAAGGCCGUGAAGGAGGAAGAGAAGCGGAAGAAAGAAGCCGCCAAGGAGGAAGAGAAGCGCAAAAAGGAAGAAGAGAAGUUGAAGAAGGAGCGGGCUCAACCAAAGCUGAAUGCUUUCUUUGCGAAACCGAGAUCUACGAACAACGCUCCGGCCAAUAUCACAGGGUCACCUAAGAAGUCCGCCGGGGAUGGAAAUUCACUCGACUCCGUCCAGGCCGCCGACAAUGACUACCAACAAAUAUUUCCCGAUUUCUUCGUGCAAUCCCACACGACGGUUGCGCCUCCGCAUAGAUUCGGACGAGACUCUCAGGCGCUUGGGUUUAUGAGAGAUAAGGUUGACGGCUACAUGAAGGUGGCUAGCGAGAACUCGCCAGAUCCCCUGGCGUUCCGUCCAUCGGAGCUCUUUCAGAUGAUGCCAUACAAGCGACGAUGUGGGCGGCUUCCUGCGUCCGUCCGGGACAUUCAAUCACAGAUGCAGAAUCGAAACGAGGAGUCCGGGACUUCGGAGGCUGUGGAGAAACCACGCAGUUUCCUGCGACAGGUCCGGAUGAAGUCGCUGAAAUUUGGCGAAGACGUUCGACCGCCGUACCAAGGAACUUACACCAAGUCAUUGCCCGGGUCGGCGGCACGAAAGUUGAUGAGGAACCCGUUCCAUCGGGGGUUGCCGGAAACCAACUAUGACUACGAUUCCGAAGCGGAGUGGGAGGAACCGGAGGAGGGCGAGGAGCUGGAUUCGGAAGAGGAAGAAGAAGGCAGCGAUGACGGGGACGACGACAUGGAGGGAUUUCUAGACGACGACGACGAUCAUCCCGUGGAUGGCAAGAGACGGCUCAUCGUGGGAGAUCUAGAUCCAGUCUGUACGGGAAUUCAGUGGCAGGAACGCGGCGUGGACCCGUCGCUGCAAGUGUACAAGAUGGAGACGAUAUCGGACUCAGUGACUUUUCCGAUCGACCCGUUCUCCACAGCCUACUGGCACAAGCCCAAGGCCGCCGAUCCCGCGCCAACGGGUGCAGCGGGACGGUCGACGCUUCACGCUUUCAUGGGGCAUGCGCCGGCCAAUGCGCCGACGACGACGCAGGAGGGAGCGGCAUUGGCUGCGACGGCGCCCGUUAAGGCCAAGAGGGGGCUUCCGGCGGAACAACUCGAGGAGUUCAAGCAGGUGGUCAACGGCAGCGACCUCUCGAAGCUGGGGUUGGUGGAAAUCCUGAAAAAACGGUUCCCGAAAGUAUCCAAAGACGCCCUGAAGGACACGUUGACCAGCGUAGCCACUCGGGUGGGACAGAAGGAGGCUGACAAGAAAUGGGUCUGCAAGUAG
This is a messenger RNA of Aspergillus steynii IBT 23096, 1731 nucleotides long. RefSeq names its product putative chromatin assembly factor 1 subunit A. Bases 1 to 1731 code for a protein of 576 amino acids. The record is from RefSeq and is a predicted model, not a curated record. Gene Ontology annotation, cellular component: CAF-1 complex; nucleus. Gene Ontology annotation, biological process: nucleosome assembly. The transcript has 3 exons. Lineage: Eukaryota; Fungi; Ascomycota; Eurotiomycetes; Eurotiales; Aspergillaceae.